AUAUAUAUAUAUAAAAAAAUAAGAGAUAAAGAAAGAGAAAGAGUAAAAAAGAAAUUGUGAAAGAAUUACAAGAAGAGAGAAGAGGAAGAAAGAACGCAAAGUGAGAUCUCCCCUGUGCGCGUCGAAAAGGCGCGAUCGUUGCUCGGUUUCAUUCAGUCAGUGCCGGUACUUCUUUUCGCACGCGUCGUCGUAGUCAUCGUAGUCGUCGUCGUCGUCGUCAUUCGUCGUCGUCGUCGUCGUCGUCGUCGUCGUCGUUGUCAUUCGCCGCCGCCGCCGUCGUCGCCGCCGUCGUCGUCGUCGCCGCCGCCUCCGAGGCCGCUGUCGUCGUCGUCGUCGUCGUCGCCGUCGUCGCCGUCGUCGUCGUCAUCAUCGUCGCCGUCGUCGUCGUCGUCGUCGUCGUCAUAGUUGUCGUCGAUGAUCAUACCAUCAAGACCUGAAGGAUAUUAUUACUUUCCAUGUGUAUAUCAAGGACGUUCGCCUCAUUUCGUUCUAGUAGUUAGUAACGGAGUAUUAAAGGAAGAAUAUACCGAAGAAAUAAACCGAAGAAAUUAAGGAAUAUAUAAUAAACCGAAGAAAUUAAAGAAUAUUUAAUAAACCGAAGAAAUUAAAGGAUACUUAAAUAAAAUAAAAUAAAGUAAAAUAAAAUAAAAUAAAAUUAAAAUUAAAAUUAAAAUUAAAAUAAAAUAAAAUAAAUAAAUAAACGAAUAUACGAAUAUACGAAUAAAGAGAAAGUCAAGACUACGGAAAAAUUUAUAGGAAUAAACAAAGUAUUAGAAAGAAAGUGGAAAGAUAUAUCCUCGUCUACGUCAUCAAGUCUUCGUCGUCAUCGAAGUUACUUCCAUGUGGGGAGAGGGAAACUAUCAUCAUCCGGUACUACUACUACUACUACUACUAGGACGAGUCAGUGAUCAUUGUUUUCAAUAUCCUUCUUCUUCUUCUUCUUCUUCUUCUUCUUCUUCCUCCUUUUCUACUGCUUCUACUUCUUCUACUUCCUCUACUUGUUCUACUACUACUAUUCGUACUACUACUACUACAACUGCUGCUGCUACUACCACUACUGCUACCACUGCAAAAAGAGGGAAUUGUGGUAAAGGUGGCUGAGAAGGAACGAAAAGAAGGAGAAGACGAAGAAGAGGAAGAGGAAGAGGAAGAGGAAGAAGAGGAAGAAGAAGAAGAAGAAGAAGAAGAAGAAGAAGAAAGAGGAGGAGGAGGAGGGGGAGGAGGAGGAGGAGAAGAAAUAAAAGAGGAAUUAAAAUCAUAAGCGAAAGCUCUCAAGGGGGGCAUGAUAAGCAAGGACGUGAUUUCGAGAAGAGAAUCAGGUGUCGCUCUGAUAAACGAUUUUUCUGAACUCGAUAGAAUAAUAGUGCGAGAGAGAAACAAGAUUCGACGGAUUAAUCGACCUGUUUCACGAAAAUUAUUGAUGACGGAAUGACGGGACCUUCAUUAUCAUUUAGAGAAUACAUCAGCAGUAUGGGCAAAAAGAUAUACGAGCGAGCUAAAAAAUAAUUUUUAGCGUAGGCUCGAUCGCGGUUCGAUCGUGGAUCGAUCGAACGAUCGAAUUUUUAUAAAAUCGAGGAAAGGAAAGAGUACGAAAUAAAAGGGGGAAAAAAACAAAAAAAGUAAUACAAUCUAAGAAGAUAAUACUUUUUUCCUCAAGAAGAAAUUUUCUUUCAAAAUAUAAAGACGAGAAAAAUACAUACGGUGAACCGACGAAGGCGACAACUAAGACGCAACACGUCGGAUGAUCGUUAACAAUGGAAUCAUUCUUACUGUGACACUAGGCUGGUUGGCCUAAUCGCCGAUGAUAAUUCCUCUUACUUUUAUUAACGCCAUAACCACCAUCACCACAACGCCAUCAUUACCUUCACCAUUACCACCAUCAUUAAGUCCUGUGCUCUAACGCCAUUACCACCAUCUUAAGUCCUUUUACUCUACCAAUUUAAAAAGAAUCAUCAAGUUCGUCGAGUAAAGAAAAAAGAGAGAGAGAGAGAGAGAAAGAGAGAAAGAAAGAAAGAAAGAAAGAAAGAAAGAAGGAAAGAAAGAAGGAAAGAAAGAACGAACGAACGAAAAAAGAAUUUCGUAAUAAUCAUUGCCGUCGUUGACCUCUCUUAUACGUCGUUCACCUAAGUAUACACACACACAUAUAUAUAUAUAUACAUAUAUAUAGUUUUCAAGGUCAUCUUGAUAAGUGCCGAUAAGUGCCAAGAGAAAAUUCUUUUUUUUCCUUCUGUUGCUGUAUCUGCGGAAAGGUGAAAAUAAAAAGGAAACGAAUAAGGGUGAGGACGAGGGAGAAGAGGGGAGGAGGAAAGGGAAAAAGAAAAAGAAAAAAAAAUCAAGCACAGGAAAGUGGGUGGUGACAAAGUGAGAUAGAGAAAGAGGUACAGAGACAGGGAAAGAAAGAGAGAGAGAAAGAGAGAGAGAGAGAGAGAAAGAGAGAGAGAGACAGAGAAAGGGAGAGUAAAAGAGAAAGAGAGAGAGAGAGAGAGAGAGGGAGAGAGGGUGUCCUCGUUGGGGUGGCAGAGUGAGCACGAUAGCACCUCUGGUGCCCUCGGCCGUGGGUCCCGAGGGGACGGACGCCAUGGCGGCCUCUUCGUCCUCGUCGAGCGGCGAGCAGCAAUACUCACUCAGGUGGAACGACUUCCACUCGAGCAUCCUUAGCUCAUUUCGUCAUCUUAGGGACGAAGAGGAUUUCGUCGACGUGACAUUAGCCUGCGAUAGUAGCAGUUUCACUGCUCACAAGGUCGUCCUCUCCGCCUGCAGCCCUUAUUUCAGGCGACUUCUUAAGGCAAACCCAUGCCAGCAUCCAAUUGUGAUAUUAAGGGACGUUGCAUCUUCGGAUAUGGAGUCCCUAUUACGGUUUAUGUAUCAUGGAGAAGUACACGUCGGUCAAGAACAAUUGGCUGCCUUUCUGAAGACCGCGCAAAUGCUUCAGGUUCGAGGAUUGGCGGAUGUUAAUAGUGGUGCUGCUACAGCUAAAAUUCCACCCCCACCUUCGUCAAGUGGCAACAAUGGUAGUGCACCCACGACGCCACGUAAUCCAUGGCAAGAUAACGGCAGGGGAGAUCUUAAUGAGAGUGGCUUGAGUCCUCCACCGGAUAAGAGACCUAGAAGUUAUAGUCCCCCACUGGGUAAUCAUAUCGAGCCAAAAACAGAUCUACAAGAGUCUCUCUUGGGACAGGCCCUUGAAGGUGGACCCACGAUACAUACGACACCUACGAACAAUGUUCAGGCCCAAUCGACUGGCGAAGAUUCGAAUUCUAUAUCGGACAACGAGGAAGAUAUGUCGAACAACGAUAGUAUCUUAAACUCAGUGAAAACAGAACCUAGCGAUAUUUUGAAUGAUUCGAUGGAGCAUCAUCGUAGUACCUUCCCAGCUGCGCUUUUGGGUCUACAAGGACUUAUGCCAGGACCAUCGGGGAUUCAUGCGGCAAAUCAGGAUCCAAAUUACGGGCGGUGGCAGCCCUCUGGAGGAGACGGUUCAAGCUCGAGUUCCGGUUGGCUGCCGGGUACGUCCUCGACGAAAAACGAGCAUGCCGGGCCUGGAACCUACCAGAGCGGAUCUCACAACUCUAAAGGGCAGGACCUUGCCUCUCUCCUACAUCAUCAUCAUCAUCAUCAUCAUCAUCACCACCAUGCCACCAGCCAACAGUCGCAGCAACACAACUUGAACGCACUCAACUCUUUGAACAGUUUGAAUAGCGAGCAACUUACGAUGAUGCAUCAGAAACUACAAAAUAAUCUUCAGACUUUGCAGCAGCAGCAGCAACAACAACAACAACAACAACAACAACAUCAGCAGCAGCAGCAGCAGCAGCAGCAGCAACAGCAACAACAGCAACAACAGCAACAACAAGUGUCCUCAAAGAGUGAACAGCUAAACCUGAUGUUUCAAUCCUGUACUAAGGAUAAAAUCGAGAGUAUGGCGAUGUUACAUCAACAAGCCCAUCGUCGUUAUUCACAUCAACUGGAAGGUGGUAAUCAUUCUGGCAAACCAAAGUGUCCAGAAUGCGGUAAAAUUUAUUCGAACAAUUCUAACCUGAAGCAGCACAUCGUAAACGUACAUACCGUGCAAACCGAAUACAUCUCUUGUCAUGUCUGCAACAAGCAAUUUAAAACGAAGCAAUAUCUGCAAAUACAUUUGUUAUCGAUGCACGGCAUCAGGAAAAGGAAGAGUUAUCCUCUAUAUCAGAUGCAGACACACGCUCAAGCUCAACAACAACAGCAACAACAGCAACAAUCAGCUGCAUCUGGCAACAAUCAACAAUCAUCGUUACAACAACAAUAUCCACCGGCUGAAAGGUGGUCAGAAGAGAAACAGUGAUGAACGACUGCAUCGCGCGAUAAAAUCAUCGAUUACGUUUAAGAGGAAUAUUUAAAAAUAGAAAAAAAAAACAAAACGUCUUUCCUUUUCUCUUUUCUUUCCUAUUCGUUCUAUUCUUUUUUCUUUCAUUCUUUCUUUCUUCCUUCACUUUUUCGUUUUAAUCCUUUUCGCCGUUUUCUUUUCUUUUUCUGUCUUUUCGUCACUCUUUCUUUCCAUCUUUUCUCGCUUCUAGAAACUUUCGUGUACAUACACUAUUUACUCUUCGAUGUAUAUAAUUGAACGAAAAAGAGUAAAACAAAAACAAAAAAAAAGGAAAAAACGAACAAAAAAGAAAGAGAAGAGAGGAAAGAGAGAGAGAGAGAGAGAGAGAGAGAGAGAGAGAGAGAGAGAGAAAAAACAUUCUAUCGCGCAAAUCGUGUACAUAACACCGAAGCGAGUCUCUUCGAUAUUCUUCCCUUUAUUAAGGGUGAAAAGGCGUGGGUGCGGAGGUGUCGAUAGGUAAGAGAGAAAGAGAAAGAGGAAAAGGUGGAGAGGGGCGGUGGAGUGAGAGGGGAAAGGAAGAGAAAGAGGAGAAGGAGGAGGAGGAGGAGGAGGAGGAAGAGGAGAAGGAUAAAGGAGGAAGAGGAGAAGAGUGACGAGAGGGUAGGCCGACCUAUUUUCGUACUGUGCGCCUACCGCAGUGCGCAGGGUAUUCGCCCUUCGACGCUUCGAUAAGUAGGCCUCCUCGAUUGACCGACGAUGAGAAAGAAAGAGACAGAGAGAGAGAGAGAGAGAGAGAGAGAGAGAAA
Vespa mandarinia (Asian giant hornet) is the source of this 5109-nucleotide messenger RNA. RefSeq names its product protein abrupt. Gene Ontology annotation, molecular function: protein binding. Gene Ontology annotation, cellular component: nucleus. Gene Ontology annotation, biological process: regulation of transcription by RNA polymerase II. Lineage: Eukaryota; Metazoa; Arthropoda; Insecta; Hymenoptera; Vespidae. The record is from RefSeq and is a predicted model, not a curated record.